UGUCUGGAGGAAAAAAAGCCAUUUUGUCCCCCCCCAGCCCCGGUCCCUCCCCUCCCCCUCCGUCCCCUCCCCUCCCCUCUCUCCCUCCCACCCCAAGCCGCUUUCACAAACUCCUUUCUUACCGUAGGUUUCUCCCCUCCCGGUGCCAGAGCGAGCGACGCGGCUGGGGUCCCCCUCCCCUCCCUUCCCUCCCUCCCUCCCAUCCCCCCUCCCCGAGACCCGCCGGACCCCGAACCCAGGGUGGCGCUCCCCGGCCCCCCACCCCCCUUCCCCGGCAUCAUGCAUCGGACCACGCGGAUCAAAAUCACGGAGCUGAACCCUCACCUCAUGUGCGCCCUCUGCGGGGGGUACUUCAUCGAUGCCACCACCAUCGUGGAGUGCUUGCAUUCCUUCUGCAAAACCUGCAUCGUGCGCUACCUGGAAACCAACAAGUACUGCCCCAUGUGCGACGUGCAGGUCCACAAAACCCGGCCGCUGCUGAGCAUCAGGUCUGACAAAACCCUCCAAGACAUCGUCUACAAAUUGGUCCCUGGGCUCUUUAAAGACGAGAUGAAGCGGCGGCGGGAUUUCUAUGCCGCGUACCCCUUGACAGAAGUCCCCAAUGGCUCCAAUGAGGACCGUGGAGAGGUCCUGGAGCAGGAGAAGGGGGCUCUGAGUGACGAUGAGAUUGUCAGCCUCUCUAUUGAGUUCUACGAAGCUGUCAGGGACCGAGAAGAGAAAAAGGGCCCCCUGGAGAAUGGGGAUGGGGACAAGGAGAAGACAGGGGUGCGUUUCCUGCGAUGCCCGGCAGCCAUGACCGUCAUGCAUCUCGCCAAGUUUCUCCGCAACAAGAUGGAUGUGCCCAGCAAGUACAAGGUGGAGGUUCUGUAUGAGGACGAGCCCCUGAAGGAAUACUACACCCUCAUGGAUAUUGCCUACAUCUACCCCUGGCGGCGGAACGGUCCUCUCCCCCUCAAGUAUCGGGUCCAGCCAGCCUGCAAGCGGCUCACCUUGCCUACAGCGCCCACCCCCUCCGAGGGCACCAACACCAGUGGGGCCUCAGAGUGUGAGUCAGUCAGCGACAAGGCUCCCAGCCCUGCCACCCUGCCGGCCACCUCCUCCUCCCUGCCCAGCCCAGCCACCCCCUCCCAUGGCUCUCCCAGCUCCCAUGGGCCCCCGGCCACCCACCCUACCUCCCCUACUCCCCCUUCGGCAGCCAGUGGGGUCGCUACAGCUACCAAUGGGGGUGCCUCGAACUGCCUGCAGACAACAUCCUCUACCAGCAGGGGGCGCAAGAUGACUGUCAAUGGAGCUCCCGUGCCCCCCUUAACUUGAGGAAAGGGACCUCCUUUUCCAGCCACGCCUCUCCAACCCUCCACUUUUUCUGGGCUCCUUUUUCCACCUCUUCUACUUUCCCCAGCUCCUCCCACCUUAGGGGUGGGGGGUGGGUUUUAUAAAUAAAUCUAUAUAUAUAUGUACAUAGGAAAAACCAAAUAUACAUACUUAUUUUCUAUGGACCAACCAGAUUAAUUUAAAUGCCACAGGAAACAGACUUUAUGUGUAUGUUAUGUGUGGGGGAUGGGCGUUCAUUUUUAGGGGUUCUUGUGUAAUUUGCUCUACUCUCUUUUGGGGGGGGUGCCUGGAUGGACCCGAGGGGCCACCUGAGGCUCAGCAAAGCUCUGCCCCAUCCUCCUCCCAAGGAAGAUGCGGGUACUGGAGGGCCCACCAGCCCCCAAAGGUUUAGGCACAACUCUGGCUGUGUGUGGGGCCCGCCCUCUUUCCCCAUCUUGGCUGCUGUCCUGCCCUGACCUGACCGGCACCGCCCCCCUCCCCGCCCAUGUUGAAUGUCCCGCGACCUGCUAAGACAGUGCCUUUUACACAUGCAGUUUAUCCCCUGGUUGUGAGGAGCAAGUGGGCGGUGGAGAUGGUAUCUCCCUCGUACCUCCUCCUGCAGUGGAAACUUUGUGCAAAGAAUAGAUAGUUCUGCCUUCUUUCCCCCCGUGUAUGUGGCCUUCGCAUCGUUUUUCUUGUGGAAGAGGAGAUUCAGGCCAGGGGAGGCCGCCGUCCCUGAAAUUCCAUUGUGGCUUCAGCGUUGUGAACUGCUCCAACCCCUGUGCCCCUGCCCUCCGCCCCCACCCCACCCCCACCCAGGGAACCCUCACCGGCAAGCCUGGUGAUGAAGUCUCACUUGGGGGCCCAGCGUGGAGAGGGGGAGUGGGAUUGACCUCAGACAAGCACAGACCCCGGAUAUUGCCAAAGGCAACCAGCCCUCCAGCCCCCUCCCCACCCCCAGCUGAGGCCCAGCCAGGAAAGAGCCUCAGGGGCAUGUGAAAGCACAACCAGACAGACACGUGUAGCCCCUGCCCUCAACUCCAUCCCGAGGGGCAGGCUCCGCAGGUCCCCGCCCCCGGGUUUCAAUGUGCAUAGAUCAGAGCGGGGAGGAGGUGAGGAUGCAAGACUCAUCACAACCUAGGUGUUUGGGGUUGGGUCACCCCAGUGGGUUUGUCUGUGUUUGCACCUUGUCCUGUGUCUGGGGUGCUGUGACUGUACCCUCCUCCUACCCUGGGACAUUUGUAUCUCCUGGCUUUGUAAUAAAUGCUGCAUACUCUCU
Messenger RNA from Phyllostomus discolor (pale spear-nosed bat), 2590 nucleotides. RefSeq names its product polycomb group ring finger 2 (gene PCGF2). The transcript is spliced from 10 exons. Bases 280 to 1314 code for a protein of 344 amino acids. The record is from RefSeq and is a predicted model, not a curated record. Gene Ontology annotation, cellular component: PRC1 complex. Gene Ontology annotation, molecular function: promoter-specific chromatin binding. Gene Ontology annotation, biological process: negative regulation of transcription by RNA polymerase II. NCBI's taxonomy places the organism in Eukaryota, Metazoa, Chordata, Mammalia, Chiroptera, Phyllostomidae.